AUGACCGCUGACAGUAACAACGCCAGAUGCUAUACAAACCAUGAACUGGGUCAGUUCCUCGAGCAUAUGCUGCACGAUGGCACUAAGAAAAUCAUUCGUAUUGGAGGUCAGAGCCAUUCAAAUCUAUUGGAGGGACACAAUCUUCGGACAGUGUCACAAAUGGAAUCAAAGAGUAGGUCAGAGAGGUAUCUUCUUGCGAAGUCCUAUGAAGAUCUGGAUGAUAAAACGGAGGAUAUCAAGAGGGUACUCGGAAGGGCGCAUGGAACAUUACGGCAAAUGAAGUGGGACAACAUACAGAGGUACCUUUCCCGAUACUAUCCACGCAUAUACCUGGACAUCCAUUCUCUGUCUCCACGGGAGCGGAAAUAUCUUAAAAACUUUUGGAGCACAGAGAACCACAAGCAGGCUGUGGAUGACUUGUUUGAGGAUAUCAAGCAUACUUCUUCAACACAGCGAGAGGUGUCAAAAAUCCAUGAUAAAGUCGAUCGGAGGGUGUUGCAAGAAGCCGAUGUCAUUGGCAUCACGACUACCGGUCUAGCCAAGCGAAUAUCAACUCUGCAGAGGCUUAGAUGUAAAGUCGUCAUUUGCGAGGAAGCAGGGGAAGUGAUGGAACCGCACAUGCUUUCAGCACUACUUCCGCCAGUAGAGCAUUUCAUCCAGAUUGGGGAUCAUGAACAGUUGCGACCCCAAAUCAACAACUUUGGCUUGUCAUUGGAGAGCAAACAAGGUGUAUUAUACCAGCUUGACCGCAGCCAGUUUGAACGACUUUUGGUCGGCGUUCCCGGACGACCCAAAAUCCCCGUCGCCCAAUUGGAAGUCCAGCGGCGCAUGCGCCCUGCCGUUUCGAUGCUAAUCCGAGAGACAAUUUAUCCCAAUAUUCAAGACCACCGGACUACCCGGGACCUUCCAGACGUCGUUGGAAUGCGAAAGAAUCUAUUUUGGCUUGAUCAUGAUCACUUAGAGGACGGCGACUACUUCGAAAUGCACCACAAGUCGCAUUCUAAUGCUUGGGAGGCAGAGCUGGUUCACGCGCUCGUCCGCCACAUCGUCCGCCAAGGAGCGUACAGGAGCAGUGACAUCGCGGUGUUGACUCCAUACACCGGACAGCUUCAGAAGCUUCGUACGGCGAUGCGCAACGAUUUUGAAAUUGUUCUCAGUGACAGAGACCAAGAUGCACUGGACAAGGACGGUUUUGACGGCACAACACUUAGCUCACAAGAGGCUUCAUCUGAAAGCCCAUCGACUCAGAAGAAAGGCGGUUCUUUGGCAAAGAAAAAGUUGAGUGAACUACUACGAGUGGCCACUGUUGACAAUUUUCAAGGAGAAGAAGCAAAAGUCGUGAUCGUGUCUCUCAACAGAAGCAACGAGGCCCGGAAGGUUGGCUUCUUAAGAACUACGAACCGGAUCAAUGUUCUUUUAAGUCGUGCCCAGCAUGGCAUGUACCUCAUCGGGAACACAGAAACCUACACACAUGUCAAGAUGUGGCAAAUGGUCAUUGAACUCAUGCGAGCGUCGGAUUCCGUGAGCAGAACCCUUGGGCUGUGCUGCCCGCGACAUAGAGAAACUCUAAUAGAGGUAUCUGAGCCCGAUGACUUCCCUCGAUACAGCCCCGAGGGAGGAUGCUCGCAGGCUUGCCUUUGGCGCCUCCCGAACUGCGGCCACAUGUGCCUGGCGAGAUGCCACUCGGAAAGCAUGCACAAUAUCUUUUCGUGUCCGCAGCCUUGCCAGCGGCUACACGAGCCGUGCGGACAUGGAUGUCAGAAGCCAACUUGUGGAGAGGACUGCGGGAAAUGUCUCGUGUUACUAAAGGAUGUUGAACUUCCUUGUGGCCAUUUCAAGGACUCGGUAGCCUGUCACUUGGCCCAAAGGCCCGAAGCGAUCCGUUGCCAAACUAUGGUCGAAAAGGUAGUUCCAGGAUGCAACCACAACGUGGAGGUAGCAUGCUCAACGUCAGUGACUGCAGGAGGUUAUAUGUGUCCAGUGCCUUGUGCCACGCCGCUUCCAUGCGGCCAUAUUUGCCCAGGGACCUGUGGCAAAUGCAGCGGAAAGAAUAACGACGAGGUAUCAGAAGUUUCUCACCAGGGAUGUCGCAAGAUCUGCGGGAGACCGUUUGGUACGUGCAAUCACCACUGUCGCAAACUCUGCCAUGGAGGCACAGACUGCGGUCUGUGUGUUGCGCCUUGCGAGGUGAGAUGUCAACAUUCAAAGUGUGCCUCAAGAUGCAGCGAGGCUUGCACUCCAUGCGUUGAAAACUGCCAAUGGUCCUGCGAGCAUCAGGGAUCUUGCACAAUGCCGUGCUCGGCUGCAUGCGACCGGUUGCCCUGUGAUGAGCGAUGCGCGAAAUUGCUCUCUUGCGGCCAUCGUUGUCCAGGUAUUUGCGGUGAAACCUGCCCAGAAGAUUUGUGUAAAGAUUGCGGGAGAAGACAGGACGCUCAAGUUGAUCUACUCGAAAUGAAAACGUAUGCCGAAAUCGACGUCGAUCUGGCUCCUAUAGUCGUUCUUGGAUGCGGACACUUCUUCACAGCAGAAACUCUAGACGGCCUUGUGGGCAUGUACACAGCCUAUAUUUCUAACCCCGAAGGUCGCUUUACUGCACUGGCUGACAUAUCUGCUACCUUCGCGGAGAAGAUACCCCUAUGUCCUGACUGCAAGCGCCCAGUAAGGCAAUACGUAACGCGACGAUAUAAUCGAAUCAUCAACAGAGCCGUUGCAGACGAGUCAUCCAAGAGGUUUCUGGUCACAGGGAAGAACAAGCUGAAAAAGGUUGACAUUGAACUCGAGAAGCUACAGGAAGAACUUGCUGCAUCACACUCAGAUUUUUCGCGAUCCAUCAAUAUGUUGCAUGAACGCCGCCUGAAAGCGAUUUUCGAGAACCGAGUUCUGGCGCGGUAUACAGAUUGCGAUAAACUGCGCCGUAAAAUUAAAGACCUUCGCAGGAGGACUUCUGAACGCUACCAGCCAUCUCAUAAGCUCUACGAGGCGACGAUUUAUGCCCUGCGGAAAAAGAAAUCAGAUGGCCUGAGUGAAAAGCUUGCUAACCUGUCUCUGGAGAAUACACAGAAGCCCGUUGAAAGGGAUCGCCGUGUGACACUGGCAGGCGAGAUGGCGUUGUUGAAACUCGACUUUAUUACUCUGGAAGAUAAGCUGGGGGUUUUACUGGCGCUCAAAUCUGCAACGUCGACACAGGACUUCCAAUGCGGGCGGUUCUCCGCACCUUCUUGUCAAGCCGUUUCUGAAAACUUGCGCAUCCUUUAUUUUAAGCUGCGCCCUGAAGAAGUUGCCGCCAUCAAAAGAGCUAUGGUCACUGGACCGACUGGCUUGGCUACUCAUUCCGGCCAUUGGUAUAAUUGUGUUAACGGACAUCCGUUUGCGAUUGGCGAAUGUGGAAUGCCGAUGGAAGAGGCGCGCUGUCCUGAAUGCGGAGCGCCUAUCGGAGGAUCGAAUCAUCGCAGCGUCGCUGGGGUCACAUGUGCGGAAAACAUGGAGGAUUGA
Molecule: messenger RNA, 3492 nt
Organism: Metarhizium robertsii ARSEF 23
Lineage: Eukaryota; Fungi; Ascomycota; Sordariomycetes; Hypocreales; Clavicipitaceae
Exons: 4
Coding region: 1-3492 (1163 amino acids)
Biological process (GO): regulatory ncRNA-mediated heterochromatin formation
Cellular component (GO): nuclear RNA-directed RNA polymerase complex; nucleus
Molecular function (GO): zinc ion binding; helicase activity
Source: RefSeq, a predicted model, not a curated record